AUGGAGACAGUGACAGAUUCCCCCCGGGGUCCUGACCCCGAGGGACACUUCCAGUUCCGUGUCAUCGUGCUGGGGGACACAGCUGUGGGCAAGUCCUCACUGCUGCGCUGCUUCACUGACGGGCCAGGUGGGGGUCCUGGUGGGGCAGCCACCCCCAGCCCCACCGUCGGCGUCGAGUUCUACAGCCGGACUAUCCUGGUGCCACCCAUCGGCAAGGCCAAGCUGCAGCUCUGGGACACGGCCGGCCAGGAGCGGUUCAGAUCCAUCACCAGGUCCUUCUAUCGGAGUGCGGCGGGGGUGCUGCUGGUGUUUGACCUCACCAACCGGGAGUCUUUUGAGCACGUUCCUGAGUGGUAUCACCAGGCUGCGGGGGACCAGCUGCCUGCCUUUGUCCUGGUGGGACACAAAUGUGACCUGGUGGCUGAACGAGCCGUGUCAGCAGAGGAAGCUGGACACCUCGCCACCACUCUGGGCAUGGCCUUUGUGGAGACCUCAGCCCUCAGCAACCUUAACGUGGAGUUGGCCUUCCAGACGCUGGCUGGAGGUAUCCAGCAGGCACUGGGCCGGGGGAUCCUUGCCCCACACCAGGGAUGUGAUGGCAUCAGGCUCAUCCCCAGCCAGAGUCGCUGCCAGCCCUUGGCAGGGAGGGAGCCCCGGGAGCGCUGCCAGUGCUGA
This is a messenger RNA of Vidua macroura (Pin-tailed whydah), 675 nucleotides long. Its product is annotated as ras-related protein Rab-42-like. Bases 1 to 675 code for a protein of 224 amino acids. Gene Ontology annotation, cellular component: Golgi membrane. The record is from RefSeq and is a predicted model, not a curated record. Gene Ontology annotation, molecular function: GTPase activity; GTP binding. The transcript is spliced from 2 exons. NCBI's taxonomy places the organism in Eukaryota, Metazoa, Chordata, Aves, Passeriformes, Viduidae.